This is a messenger RNA of Dermatophagoides pteronyssinus (European house dust mite), 695 nucleotides long. RefSeq lists its product as uncharacterized. NCBI's taxonomy places the organism in Eukaryota, Metazoa, Arthropoda, Arachnida, Sarcoptiformes, Pyroglyphidae. The record is from RefSeq and is a predicted model, not a curated record.
GACAGAUUCGAAACAAAAAUAAAAACAGAAACAACAAUGAUUAUGCUAAUCAUUUUGUUGAUCAUUGCUACUGUACAAACAAAUGGAUCACAAAAAUUUGUACCAAAUGGUCGAUAUGGACGACGAUCUGAUUUACCACCAUUAUCAUCAAUAAAUAAUAAUCCAUCAUCAUCAUAUGAUAUCAAUCAAUUUUUUUCGGAUGCCGAUAUAUUGGCCAUGAAUCAAGAUGCUGAAAACAUGUUAAUGUUGAUGACGAUGAUGCGAAUGAAUGGACCACCACAAUCAACGAUGGAUAUUAAUUGGUCAGCAAAUCUUAUCAAACAACUUUGGCAUCUUUGUGAAAUGAACGAGGACAAAAUAAUCAUGAAUCGUUGUUUACGAAGCAUACCAAUAAUUAAGAUGAUCUUGAUGAAAUCUGCUGCUACUGCUGCUGCAAAAGAUCGUACAUUCAUGUCAGAAAUUGAUCCACAGUCACAAAUAUUACAACAGACAUUGAAACAUCAACAACAACAACAACAGCAACAAGGACAAGAUCAAGAUCGUCAAUAAUUACUUAAAGAGCUUUAUGUUUGACGGAUCCUAUUUAUAUGAAUCAAAUUUAACACACACACACACCCACAUACUUAUAAAAUCCUAACACAAAAACAUGUUGAAACAAACUAAAUCCCGAAAUGUUUUUUUUUGUUCCACUAAAA